GUGAUUUGGUUGAUUUGUUGUGGUGUAUUUUAUUCCCAGAUUUGAUUGAAUUUAAGAAGACCUUCCUUGGGUACUGAAUGUUUGGUGACCAACUUCGCAGCCUGAAAAAGAUUGCUCGAAUCUAGAGUAUCACAAGGACAACUGUAGUAGAAGCUGUAAGGUUGAAGUUAGGUUGAGGAAGCUGUGUUCCGAAAAUCGUUGUCUACUAUGGUGAACAAGAGCAAGAGUGGGUGUAAAAUCGUUCAUAUACCAGACAAGCCACCCAUUUCACCUCAUCUACAACCCACCGUGGAUGUACAUGCUACAGUUGUUGAACCUAAACUUGCCAGCACUCUUGUAAGGAAAUUAAAUCAAAUUGCACCAUUGGAAAAUCUUCGCCAUGUUAAGCGUGUUCGUAAACAGUGUCUUGAUGGAGCAACCCAUGCAGCACUGCCUGCUGCAAGAGAGAGAGAGAGGUUGGACUUGGUUGAAAUCGCUGUGGACUCAUUUGCUAAAAGUGGUUUUUGUGAAAAUCACAGACCCAACUGCUUUAGCCGGUGGAGUUUCUUCCGUUAA
Messenger RNA from Ilex paraguariensis (yerba mate), 555 nucleotides. The record is from the annotation of a GenBank genome assembly. Lineage: Eukaryota; Viridiplantae; Streptophyta; Magnoliopsida; Aquifoliales; Aquifoliaceae.